Messenger RNA from Neoarius graeffei (lesser salmon catfish), 1842 nucleotides. RefSeq lists its product as uncharacterized. Bases 1 to 1842 code for a protein of 613 amino acids. The transcript is spliced from 3 exons. The record is from RefSeq and is a predicted model, not a curated record. NCBI's taxonomy places the organism in Eukaryota, Metazoa, Chordata, Actinopteri, Siluriformes, Ariidae.
AUGUUUAGAUAUGAAGAGUACCUUCGCUCAAAAGCAGCUCCAACGACAGACUCAAGUCAGCCACCAAUCUCCCAGUUCAUCACAAGUAACAAGCAACACUACACUUCUAGCCAUCCCCAGCAGAACGCCAUCACACGUUCAAUACUUUCAGACCUGGUUAUUGAUUGCAACUUACCAUUGUCCAUCAUAGAACACCCAAGUUUCCGGCGCUUCAUGUCUAUUGUUGACACAAGGUACAACCCUGUAAGCCGAAGAACUCUUACUUCAAAACUGGAUGAUGUAGUGCUGGAAAAGCAGACAAAACUAAAGAACAGUCUUGCAAAUGCUGAAAAUCUGUCAGUCACAGUUGACAUAUGGUCAGAUCGGAAAAUGCGGGGCUUCCUAGGAGUUACUGCUCACUGGUUGGAUAUUGGAGAAGGUGGACUAGUCCUGAAAUCUGCUUUGCUGGCUUGUAAUAGGUUCAGCGGUUCCCAUACAGGGGAAAGAAUAUGUGAGGAAUUUGAGCAAAUUUGUGACGAGUACCAAAUCAAAAGGAAGCUAUUGCACAUCAUAUGCGAUAAUGCUGCAAAUAUGAGAAAAGCAUUCAGCACUUGUUUUCCACAACAUGGAGAUGAAGAGGAUGACGAAGAUGAAGGAGUUGAGGACAACAACUUGUGGACUGACUUGCCAGUCGAAGACCAAGAGAGGGUGGAUGGUUUUCUCCAAGAUAAAUCUCAGACAAGACAGCAGUGUUUUGCCCACACGUUGCAGUUAGUUGUCGGGGAUGGCUUAAAAGACACAAAAAUAGCUAAUGCAGCUCUUGCAAAGGCCUGCAAGCUGAGCAAUUUACUCCACAGCAGCACUUCCUUCAAGGACAUUUUUGAGAGAGAGUUUGGGCAAUCUGGCAUCCCUUCCUCUGUUGUCACGCGUUGGAACUCAACACUUACGCAGUUGAAAGCGGUACUGAAAUGUGACGCCACAAAGCUCACCGCCAUUCUACAAGAGUCUGGCCACAAAGAGAUAGCAUUCACAUCAAGAGAAUGGAGUCAAAUCCAAGAGUUGGUGCAUGUGCUUGAGCCUUUUGUCGAAGCCACUGACCUCACUCAAGGUGAAAAAGUGGUAACCAUAAGUGCAGUGGUCCCCUGUGUCCUCUCCCUCAACCACCAUCUGGAAAACUUAAAAGGCACUAUGUGCUACUUGGGGGCCUUCAUCAAAACCUUACAGACAUCUCUUCAAAGGAGGUUCAAGGGGAUUUUCGUAAAUGUGAAGAUGGCAGAAAACUCAUCAUCUGAUUGCCAGCCAUUGCCCUUCUCUGACCCACUGUAUCUGAAGGCAGCCAUGCUGGAUCCUUCGUUUGGCAGCAUGUGGGUCAUACAUGAUGUUUUGGUCCCUGACAACACUAAGGAGGAGGUGUCAAAGAUGAUCAAAGACUUGAUUCUGGAAGAAGCAGUGAAAGUCACUCCAACGAACCCACGCAUAGAAGAGGAAGAAGAGGCCCAGGCGACAGAGCCGCAGUCAAGCCUCUUUGCAUCCUACCAGAACAAGAGACAAAAGAAGGACUCUGCGUCAACACCUCAUAUGCAGCUCACACACUUCCUGGACAUUUGUAGUGGACAGGACUGUCUCCACUUCUGGGCACUGAACAGGUCAGGGUGCAGGCAGUGGGUCAGAACUAUUGAUGAGUCUGAUAGCCUGAGGACAGAAGCUAUCUGUCAGUUGAGAGGUUCGACAUUUCACACUUCUGUACCUCCUGCCAGAGGGCAUGAGUGUGAAAUGACUGUUCUGGGGAUGUGCGGGGUCUUUGAUGAUGGUGCCGGCUCUGCUGUGGACUCUCUGGUGAUAGAUGUCCUGCAGAGAUCGUAG